Lingula anatina is the source of this 5505-nucleotide messenger RNA. Its product is annotated as F-actin-uncapping protein LRRC16A. Lineage: Eukaryota; Metazoa; Brachiopoda; Lingulata; Lingulida; Lingulidae. Gene Ontology annotation, biological process: regulation of Arp2/3 complex-mediated actin nucleation; cell migration. Gene Ontology annotation, cellular component: lamellipodium; plasma membrane. Gene Ontology annotation, molecular function: protein binding. The record is from RefSeq and is a predicted model, not a curated record.
AUGUCCUUAGAUGCUCUGUUUCUUUACCAAGAAGAUUAUGUGUAUGGCAAUAGUAUGGGCGACUUUGGUGCCAGGAUGUUGGCUAAAGCACUACAGAUCAACACUAAGCUGACGGCUUUAGUCUGGGACAAGAACAACACAACUGUGCAGGGAUUUGAAGACAUAGCAGCUGCUUUGCAGAAGAACUACACAGUGCGUAAGAUGCCUGCUCCUUUCCAUGAUGCAGCAGCUGCUCUGAAGGUCACACCAGACAGAACAGAAAAAGCACUGCAGACUAUUGAAAGACUCUUGCAGAGAAAUCACAGUCCUAGGAAAUUUGCCAGUGAACAGGCUUUUAGACUACAGCAGGGAUUUCUGAUCAGCUCUACACAGCAGAUGGUGGACAAGCUAGUAGUGCACCUGCAGGAUACCAUCAAUGCCCUGAACAUGAGUUCUAGUGAUGAGUUCAGGGCGGACAUUGAGAGUGGACAGCAGUACAUCACUGAUGCUGACAACUCUAAACAGCUUCUCCCAAAGCUCCAAGAGAUAGCUCUGAGUCAAGAGGCCGAGGGGAACCCAGUCCAGGCCAAACUGCAGUCUAUAACACAGGAACUGGGAGAUCUGGUUGAGGAGCAGAUGAAGGGUACAGUCAGUGAGAUGUUGAGCUGUGCCAAGGAGCAGUGCCCUGGGGUGUUAGACAGUGAGACGGUGAAGGAAGAACUGGAGGAGGGGAGCACAGAGAGGAGCCAGUUCCCCAAAGAUUUCACCAAGAUUCUUAUCAUGGACCAAGUGGGAACAGAUGUCCUCAAUAAAAUAAGUGAACUGAACCUGUCAGUGGCAGCCUACAUCUCUGACAGAAUGGUGGACCAAGUGAUAGAAGCAUUGGGAACAACUCAGAAAACAUUGACCAAUCAUUUGAAUACACGGAAGAGCCUGCAAAGGGCGCUGCCUGAGAAGGUCCAGCAAGAGGAGAAGCAGGAUGGAGAGAGCAGCGAGAAGGAACAGUUUACCAUUGACAGGGAAGAGAAAGAGAAACCUUCGCCUGGGCUUCUGUUAUUUCCCACAUGGCCAGCGUGGGGUGACUCUCCCAAGGUCCGAAGCAAAAGGCAGAGCAUGUACAUGAGGAAGAUGAGACCGCAGUCUGUUGUAGAUCUGGAAACUCUACCGCUGGAAUCUUUUGAGGUUGGGAGGCUUUCUGCUCCAAGGCAGCCAGUUGAAGACUUUGAAUCGGUCUCGUCCUUGGAAAGUGCACCUCAUAGGGACAGGAGAGAAAGACCCCUGUCCAAUUUAUCACGCAGCAGUUUUCAUCUUGAGGAGUCGGAAACUGAUUUGCUUGGUGACCUUAUACAAACUUUAAAAGCCCAAUCUGCCUCAGAUGACUUGAGGAGACAGAGUGCCUAUUUGUUAAUGAAAGGAGACAGAAAUAUAGCUAAAGAAACCUUGAAGGAUGCCUCUAAAGCUGUGUCCAGGAAGUCAUCAGCAGAGAUGAAUUCUGGGAUUGAAGAAGAGGAGAAGGAAGAUGAGAAUAGGAAUCCAUGGAGAAAUGAUGCAGAAUCAGAGGUUCAUAUAGAAAGUGAUGUAGAAUUGGAUAAAGCAGCACUGCAACUUCAUCCGCAAGCUGAAACAUUUUCAAAAACUGCUGGUAGUAGAGUUAUGGUUAAUGUGAACGGGAUCGCCCGUGAUUGUGAUGCAGACAAAAAAUUAGCAGAAAGAAGUAAGGAAGAAGAGAUCACAAAAAUGACAACUUCUGUUAAUGUGGAACAGCCCCCACCUUCAGAAGACAAACCCAAAGAUGCUAAGGAGGCCCCACAACCUGUUCCAGCGCCAAGAACACGAUCAGCAGCACGUGCGUCGCGUCUGGCUGCAGAAAAGAAUGCCGAGGAAGCUGCCUCUGAAGCCAAAUCUCCAGCGCAUCCAUCAACAACAGUACCAACAACAUCGACUACAGCAACAACUGCACCAUCAUCAUCAACAGCAGCAGUAACAACUACUACGACAACAACAACAACUACGACAUCUGUCAGGGAGGAGACAACCCCAGCUGUUAAAGUGUCGUCUGCUCAACAAUCUCCUGUGAAGGUGCCGUCUACCCCAUCGCCAGCAAAGGCAGAGAGCAGUUCCUCCAAACCACACCCCACAGCUGUGAAAGCAGAAAAAGACAGCACAGAUGGACCCUCCCCGAAGCAACCAAUGAAACCAAAGCCUUUACUUCGCCCCAAACCUCCCCCAGUCGCACCUAAACCCAAACCUAAGCCCCGCCCUAAGGCAGGUUCCAUGACUCCAGAAGGGAGCCCAGCAGGAAAAGAUGCUUCUGGCACCAAGGAAGAGGAGUCGACCUCCCGCCCAUCCAGCAUGUUAGAAGACAAUGAGGACCACGCUGAGAAUUCUGAAGAAUCUCCAGGAAAAGAUCAGAUACUAGGUGGCAGCAGCAGCACAGAGGACCUGGCAGACAAGACAGGACACAGCUCUGAGGAAUCUUUACCCACAGAUGUGAUGGCACGCUCACGCUCCCUUCACGGCAACUUGGCAUCCACACCUGCUGCUGAGCGUCAGCAGAAAACCCGCAGUUUGUUCAGUGCUCUUUCCAAGGAGAUGGAAUCCCAGUUUCAGAAGAAAGAGGACCAGCCACAUGCAUUCAAAGGACGGAACUCUGGUGCAAAUGAUGCUGUGGCAACACAGGAGGAGAGUUCUGCUCUUAAUCUAGGUGGCAGCACUAAACAAGACAAGCCUAGUAGAGCCACCAUUGAAGACAAGCCAAGUGGGGAUGUUGUGCCUGAAGAUAGCUCUCUAAAACAAAAACAACAACAACAAGAGCACAUUUCUGAUUUAAAGGCAGAAAAAUCUGAUAAAUCAGAAGAGCAUGUUACGCCUCCGCCAUUUGACGGGAAAACAAGUGAAGGGGGAGCAUCGACCGAUGAGUUUGAGUUUGUAGAUGAAGAAGAUGUGGUGAUGGUGUAAGUGUUAGAAUCAGAGUGAGGUGAACCCUGGAACUUUCCUCCACCUCCUUCUUAUCAUCAUUUUGCCCAUUUUUCCACGAAAUCAUGACCAAAAAGGACAACCUUCUCAUCCCCAAAUCAACCAAUAAAAAUAAUUACCAGCAUGGCCAUAAAGGUCUAUGAAAACCAUUUCCUCUGUAUCUAGGGAUUACAAAUUUUGUAUUGAAAACAAUGUCUCUGUGGCUAAUAAUAUUUGUUAUAUCCAUCAUAUUGCUUUUCAUAUUAUUUAUAAAAGACAAAGGUAUUAUCUAGUAUUUCAAUCAACAGAUUUCAUAUUUAUUGUAAUAUUAGAAGAAAGAUAAGCAUGAUGUGCAUCAUCUUGUAGAAAUAAAAGUAAGUGGUUGAUAUGCUAUAGGUUAAGGUUUAUAAUCGGGCAUACAAUUCAAAGGUACCAUGUAUAGAUAUAAAGUAUAGCCAAUUGUAUCAUUGUUCAUUAUGUUUAUAAUGCCUGUUUUUACUUGGCUGUGCACAGAGCAAAGGUUUCUCAUGGCGUGCUUACACAAGGUCAUAGAUGGGGAUUGGACUGUUCUUGUCCCUGUGGUGUCCCCCUAUGUAAACUAAUCAUUGGUGAUGUCACUUGGUAUAUUCAGGUUUAAUUUGGUCAUGAUGUUGAUGCGCCCACAAAUAUUAAACACAAUUUAAAAUCUUUACAGACCACACAAUUUUUUUUAAUUCGUUGUGAAAGCUUGGCAACUGAUGACCAGGUGAUAUUUUACAGGGUGAUAUUUCAAAUAUUCAGAUUGUUAUCUUCUACUUGCCUUAUUGACAGUUAUAUUUUAUGAGAUGAAUAUAAAAUACAGGGAUAAUUUUGUCAAUAUAAGAUUUGCCAGUCUUUACAUAUGAUGCUUUCAAUAGUUUUACAAGUCAGGUCCCAGCUACUGAGAGUAAUUUUUCAGUAGUUUAUGUUUUUCACAUGAUAUUUAAGAGUUGAUGAAAGGGUCUAUCAAGGUUGAAGUCCCAUUUAUUUUUAAUUUAUUUUAGUUAUUUAUUUGAUUAUUUAUUUAUAUUGGUAAAUAUGGGAUUCUUUUGUGUAUGUGAUUUCAUUAAUAAAACGAUGAACUGAUUUCAGCAUCAGUAUUGUUUUAGAAGGUAUCAAUGUUGCAAUCAACAUAUGCAAUGUGUUUUCAAAAAGGAUUUAAUCAAUUAAUUAUUAAAAGUUUAAUUAGUGUUCUGUGAUGGUUGUCAGAAAUACUGUAUAACAAUGAAUUAAAAAAGGGUUGUAUAAUUGCUUUAACUAUAUUAUACCCUACUGGAAUUUUGCCAAAAAAAAAUUGUUUAUUUGAAUUUGACUGAAAAUUAUUGAAAAUCACACUCAUCUGACUGUUGAAUUGAGAGUCUGCUGACAUUGUCAUUUUUUUAUUAGUCAAUAUUGUUUCUAUAGGUGAUAAAAAUUGCUUUCCUUUAGCCAAAAUGACCAAAGUUAUUUUGAUGUUUUUUUUAUACAAAUGUGCAUCACAGAAUUGUUCACUUUGUAGAUAAUCACGAUUGCUAUACUUUGACAUACCCAAGAAUACCAAAUUUUCCUUUCACUACUUAUGCUCACUAGCACUUUUAACACAAGAUCACACAUGUAAAUAAUACGAUAGACAGUAGCUUAUAGAUUAAUAUAAACUGGUAUCAAAUUGACUGCAGUCCUGCUUCUUUGUUUGUACAUUAGAUGGUUGUAAUCAUUUAUUAUUAUUAUUAUUAUUAUUUUUAUCAUUAUUAUUAUUAUUAUUAUUAAAACUGUACAUGCUUGUAACUGUAGUGUCUGGUAACACUUAGCUCUGUCACAGUGACAAGCCCAACUCACACAGUGAGACAGUUCCUCAGCUACCUGUUGUGAGAUAAUUGAGCUUGUAGCUUAGCAAGACCAAGUCUUUUCAAAGCUUAUUACUUAAAUACAAUGAGAGAUAAAAGUUAACAUAAGAUAAUAUAGGCUUAACGGACGAUUUAUUAAUGUGUUUAAUUGGUUAUGUGUAAUAUAUAUAAUAAGCAAGGUUAACAGCUGCUGCUUGUCCCUAAAUGUAGUGGUGAUCAUGGAGUAAUAUUAUGUAUAACAGAAUGUUUGUAAAUAUAUGAUUUAAAAAUAAUACUUUUUAAAACAAAAAACAAUCCUUGAAUAUCCCUCAGUGUUGCAAGCUGUAGGUCUUCAUAAGCUACAGUAUCUUUGUAUGGGAGCCUUACGUAGCCAAAACAUUCCGAUGAUUUGCUGUAUUUACAGAUGUACAGUUAGAAUUAGACAUUGUUAGCAGGUGAACUGAAGUUUAGUCCAAAACUGUAUGUGGUCUUUCCAGUGGACUAAAUAAUUGGAAGAGAUAUCAAGGCCGGAGCAUAUUUAAUACAUAGAUACUCUAUGUAGGUCACUGCCCCAGUAAAGGUGUCGCUGUAAUCGAGACAUCUGGAAACGCGAGUUGUAAGUUAGUCUGGGUGCAUGUGACCACGCUCUUGACUGUACUGGUAGUUCCAGUUUGGGAGGGUUGAACUUUAAUGUCAAAUACACGUAUAUAAAUAUAUGCAUAUGGUCAAUAAAUCAGGAUUUACUUUAACA